AGCUUUAGCUCACAGAAAGGAGGAGAGGAAGGAAGAAUGGGUUGUAAGAUAGUAACAUACUUGGCAGUUGUGUUUUGUGGAGCUGUUGUUUCCUGCUUGACAAGAGCUGAGCCAACUGAAGAUAAAAGAGCUCUUCUUGAUUUCCUCGGAAACAUACACCAUUCGCCAAAGGUGAACUGGAAAGAGUGGACUUCAGUUUGCAGUGGCUGGGUUGGAGUGACUUGUAAUCAUGAUAAAUCUAGAGUUAUAGCGGUGAGAUUACCUGCAAUGGGAUUGCGUGGCUCGAUCCCUGUAAACACUCUGAGCAGGUUAUCGGGGCUUGAGAUCUUGAGUCUAAGAGCCAAUGCUUUCAGUGGUCCUUUCCCUUCGGAUUUUGCAGAGCUUGGGAACUUGACAGCUCUGUAUCUUCAGUCCAAUGGCUUUCAGGGUUCUCUGCCAGCUGAUUUUUCUGGGUGGAGGAAUCUUUCAAUCUUAAAUCUGUCGAAUAAUGAGUUUAAUGGCACUAUACCUUCCUCGAUUUCAAACUUGACUCAUUUGACUGCUUUUAGUCUGGCUAAUAACUCACUGUCUGGUGAUAUUCCUGAUCUCAUUCUCCCCAGCUUGCAGCUGUUAGAUCUGUCUAGCAAUAACCUCACUGGGAUCGUGCCCCGGUCUCUUCAGAGAUUCCCUGAUUCAGCUUUUGCUGGUAAUCGUCUUUCUCCCAAUGUCGCUUCACCUCCGGCUCCAGUUGCCCUUUCUCCAAGUGUUUCGCCAAAGAAGAAAACCACACAUCUUAGCCAACCUGCUGUGCUGGGAAUUGUGAUUGGAGGUUGUGCAUUAGGGUUUAUAGUAGUUGCUGUGCUGUUGAUUCUUUGUUAUUCACAGAAAGAACAUGAGAAUAGGGCCUCAGAAAGAUCACUCAAAAACGACAUGCCUGUUAAGAAGGCGGCUUCCAGCAGCCAGAGAGGAAACAGCAACCUUGUAUUCUUUGAGGGCUGUAAUCUUGCAUUCGACCUCGAGGACCUGUUAAGAGCUUCUGCAGAGGUUCUAGGGAAGGGAACAUUCGGGACUACAUACAAGGCGGCUCUGGAGGAUGCAACCACGGUUGUUGUGAAAAGAUUGAAGGAAGUUUGCGUUGGGAGAAAAGAAUUCGAGCUGCAGAUGGAAGUUGCUGGGAGUAUCAGGCAUGAAAAUGUGGCUCCUUUGAGGGCAUACUAUUACUCCAAGGAUGAAAAGCUCAUGGUCUAUGAUUACUACAACCAUGGGAGUGUUUCUGCAAUGCUGCAUGCUAAUACGGGCGAAAACCGGUUACCUCUAGACUGGGAAACGCGUGUCAGAAUUGCUGUUGGUGCAGCGAGAGGAGUCGCCUGCAUCCAUGGAAAGAGUGGAGGAAAGCUUGUCCAUGGGAACAUAAAAUCCUCAAACAUAUUCCUCAACUCGAAACAGUAUGGUUGUGUGUCUGACCUUGGCCUGGCAACACUGAUAACUCCAGCUGCUCCAACACUCACCCGAACUGCAGGAUACCGCGCCCCAGAAAUCACAGACACAAGGAAAGCAACUCAGGCAUCCGAUGUCUACAGCUUUGGCGUCCUGCUGCUCGAGCUUCUCACCGGGAAGUCACCUGUGCAUACAGCAGGGAGCGACGAGGUUGUCCAUCUGGUGAGAUGGGUACACUCUGUCGUUCGCGAAGAGUGGACGGCUGAAGUGUUUGAUGUAGAGCUUCUGAAGUACCCCAAUAUAGAGGAAGAGAUGGUAGAGAUGCUGCAGAUAGGGAUGAGCUGUGCAGCUAGAAUGCCAGAGCAGAGACCAAAAAUGGCAGAUAUAGUGAAGAUGGUAGAGGGCAUUAGAAUGGUGAGUACUGGAAAUCAAACAUCCACAGGAGGUACAACACCAGCUUUAACACCUCCCAUGCCUCAAACAGGACCUUCUUCAUACAAACAUUGAUUUUAAUGUUUUCUUAGGUUUUUUCCUUUACUUUAAGAACAAAAAAAGUCUCUAUUGUUUGUAUGCAUGGCUGAUAAUACCCUAUAAACAUGUCUUCAUGUUGGUUUAAUCAACAAUCCUAACCAUUUCAAUCA
Ipomoea triloba (trilobed morning glory) is the source of this 2057-nucleotide messenger RNA. RefSeq names its product probable inactive receptor kinase At4g23740. The record is from RefSeq and is a predicted model, not a curated record. The transcript has 2 exons. The coding region runs from base 37 to 1923 and encodes 628 amino acids. Lineage: Eukaryota; Viridiplantae; Streptophyta; Magnoliopsida; Solanales; Convolvulaceae. Gene Ontology annotation, molecular function: protein binding; ATP binding; protein kinase activity. Gene Ontology annotation, biological process: protein phosphorylation.